AUUUUUAGAAAAAAUUAUUUGUAAUACUGGCUGCAUGGUUGCUGAUGUUGAGAAAGUGUAGUCUCAUGCGUUCGCAAGUCGGGUUCCCAGCACGAUGUUGCAGCUGUCGGCGUCGUUCCUGUUCCAUGCGCCUGAAGACACACAAGGAACGCACUCCGGGGAGGUAAAAGUGCCGUGUACCGAUACCGGUAACGACGAGUAACACCGCCCUCGAGAGACAAAGCGUACCGUGGUACGGUACCUGGUACCGGCACAGCACCCACCAGAUCGAAUGGACGGUCCAAUGAUUGAAUUCAAUCAAUCAUGCGAUUUGACUUGACGGUUUGAUGAACGUUCGAAGAUUGAUUGUCUGUCUGGAACCUCGAGGUACCAGAACGAGCAGCCGAUUGCGAUUGUGUGGUUCAUGACGAUUGCUUGGAUAUCAUACGGUACGGUACAUGCAUCCAUGGUACCUGCUAUCUCUGUGAUGGAUAGUGGCACUAUGGUGCAUGACUGUCAGCACCGUGCCGGUAGGACCGCUGAGGUGCGCGUCCUUUUUCAUGUUUGGCCGUUGUGAACUCCCUAGAACUUCGCAUGCCGCAUCGACCAAAGUGGAAGGUGCGCAUUGGGCUAGACGUUCUUCAACCCUCCACACCACGAAGACAACACUGAGAAGUGAGUUCAUGGAGCGCGCACCCUGCAGCCACACCUCUAUUCAACGGGCCCCAUCGAUGCGUAAGAGAGGCAGCUUGGUGUUGUUAUUGUUGUGAGCAUUGAACCAAGGCACUGAGCCUGUCUUCUCCCUGACAAGUCUGUCUCCCCGACAAUGGUGUUCAAUUGCUGUCUGGUACCAUGCAGCGCUCAGAUUCAUGAUGAAGAAUUUGAGCGGGCAAUGCGCCGUUCGAAAGACAAGAGUGAUUACACCAGGUGGCGGCGGCAUAGGUCCAAGUCGAGAUCCAGGUCGAAACGAGACAAAUCGAUUGCAAGGAAGAAGAAGAAAAAAGAGGAGUUGGAGGCUGAAGCCAGAGAAUACGAUAGUCGUGAAAGUGAAGAAGACGAAGAAGACGACUAUGAUGACGACGUAUCAAGAUCGCCGCAUCGUCCAGAAUUCAGGAAACCGAUGCCGGAAAAGCCGAAUGAGUCUCCCUGCCUAAGAGAAACUGCUGGUUCUGUUCGGUCGGACCGCCAUUCAAGAAAGAGUUCCAAGGAGGCUCAAGUGAUUUUCCGUGAACAAAAGGAAGAUGACCGUACUGUCAAUACGAACAAAUCGGAGGCUUUGCCUGGCAGUCUACCGAAAAGCAUCCUGGCGGACAGCUUCUACUCGGAUGACUCAUUAGAAAAUGGGGACCUUACGUUUGAGGUCGACUACGGUACCUCCACACCGCUGUUCGAAGCACUGGAGCUCAAUGAUUGGGGCAACGUUUUGUUUUUCCUACGGGCUGGAAAGUUCAUUGCGGGUGGGACAUUGCGUACCGAUGACAUGGACGACCCAGAAACGCAAGUGAGAACCUGGGUCCAUUGCCAAGACGACAGGGGUAGCGUGAUGUGGCGUCAGCUACCCUUGCAUGCGGCCAUUUGUUUGGCAGCCCCGUUGGUAGUUGUGCAGCGGCUUGUGGAAGUCUACCCCGAUGCACUUGCUUGCCAGGAUAGCUUUGGGAAUCUUCCUCUCAACCUAGCUGCAAAGCUGCACGGCACCGAAUCGUUUGUCUUCCAAGUGGUUAGCAUCAAGAGUCAGCGUUGGCUGCAAUCAAGGGAAGAUACUGAUGAUGGGGAGGACGUAACAACAGUGACUACCGAGAGGACUGGGAGCGCGGUCCCGUCUACCGGAACACAAGGCCCCUCGAAUGAUCGCCCAAUGACCCCUCUCGCUUCACCCACCAUGAGACCCUUGGCGGAAAACGGACGAGAUGAUGGAUGGAAUCCUCCAACUUUCACACAAACACCGACAGCCCGCCCUGUUGAUUCUGAACCGAAGGGGAUAAACUUACCACAGGAGGGAUGGGAGAACCGUUCUGGGAUCCCAACAAACUCACAACAACCUGUCGUCACUAGACCCACUGUAGUAGACAAUGAAAGAGAAGAACGCCAUCCUGAGAUCCUGUCCAAGACACAACCCCAUUCAAGCUCUAUUCUAGAAAAUGCACGAGACGACUGGGAAUACCGACCAGGGACACCGACAAAUCUACACUCACGUGGUACUUCGAUUGUCGAACAUGCUCAUGACGAGGGAUGGGAGUUUCGCCCAGGAACACCAACGAAGCAAAACCGCUCUAGCGCGUUUGUGCGAAGGCUACAGGAGAGUUUUGACGCCGCUUAUUCUUCCAGCGACGAAUCAUCGGACUCAGAAUACAAACAGCUUUGUAAUGGUUCGUUUGGAGAUGAUGAUGCAGGCUUCCUGGACGAUGAGAAUGAGCUGGAGAUGUACUAUCAUCAUGGAUAACAGAGAAAUUGAGUCAAUUGGGUUGUGGGAGCCAAUAUGUUGCGUUUUUCCCCGGUACUAAUUUGUUGUUAAAAAGUGAGACUCAGAAUAAUAUGCAGUCAAAAGUAUGUAACAAUGUACAUGUACUUUAGCCGUCAUCUAUGCAUAAAACAGAACAAGAAUAAAUACUAGGCCUUGAA
Seminavis robusta is the source of this 2598-nucleotide messenger RNA. The record is from the annotation of a GenBank genome assembly. NCBI's taxonomy places the organism in Eukaryota, Bacillariophyta, Bacillariophyceae, Naviculales, Naviculaceae.